Messenger RNA from Aegilops tauschii subsp. strangulata, 366 nucleotides. RefSeq lists its product as uncharacterized. Lineage: Eukaryota; Viridiplantae; Streptophyta; Magnoliopsida; Poales; Poaceae. The record is from RefSeq and is a predicted model, not a curated record.
AUGGUGCCGCCAAGUUCACCCAAAGACAAGUUCUUCGAGAAGGUCAUCAACCCCUACCUUUCGGAGGUGAUGAAACAAUGUCAAGACAUUGAGAUGCAUGAGGGGGUGCUUCACACCCAGGACGUUCAAGGGCCCAAGAAGGAUGGAAGCAAGAAGGCCAGGCUUGAAGCAGUGGAGCAGGAGAUCUUCAAGUGCCAAGGGAUGGUGGAGCACGGACUCAGCGCCAACCACUCCAUGAUCACAGAAUUCAUCUGUGAGCACAAGGUGGACAACAAGGAUAUUGGGGACAUCACCUUCAAGAUCAAUGACCAGAUCAAUCAUCUGCCGACCCAAAUUUAUGACUUGCAAAACCAAAAAAUAGUAUGA